This is a messenger RNA of Aspergillus novofumigatus IBT 16806, 996 nucleotides long. RefSeq names its product DUF3245 domain-containing protein. Bases 52 to 759 code for a protein of 235 amino acids. The transcript is spliced from 2 exons. The record is from RefSeq and is a predicted model, not a curated record. NCBI's taxonomy places the organism in Eukaryota, Fungi, Ascomycota, Eurotiomycetes, Eurotiales, Aspergillaceae.
CUUCUACAGUCAGCUCAACCAAUCCUUAUAUAUAACAUACGUGAAAGAAAAAUGUCGAUAUCGAAAACUGAAACGGACAUCAUUCUCAACAAAGCCAAUGUUGCCUUAGCACGCAGCCAGCGUCUAGUAGCCUCCUGGCUCCCUCCGCCGACAGACGAAGAAAAGGCCCGUGUCAAGACAGAAGAAGAGCUGCAGCGAGAGGAAGAUGAGAUCUUCACUGCUGUUCCAGAGACACUAGGUGUCGGCGCGCCCCUCCCCGAAAAAGCCGCUGACGGGAGCUGGAACCGGACCGAAUUAGACUCCAACGAUAAGCUCCGCAAACAACUCCUGGGGAAACACUACAAGAAGGUCAUGGCUGCUUCUGCUGGGGCAAAAUCGGGCAAGCCGGUGGGCCGAAAUGGAGCACCCGCUGGGAAUGCGGCGGCUUCCUCGGCGGCUGGAACGGGAGAUGCGGAUGAUGAAGAUGAUGAUGAUGAUGAUGAAGAAGGACGAACGGCGGUGGUAGGAAGGAAAGGCGACCUUCGGAAGAAAGCGGUGGAUUCGGCACGGAAAAGAAAAGCUACGACUGAUAUCGCAGAGGACGAUGGCAAGGGCCCUAGUGGCGCUGGUGAGAUCAAGGAUGGAGAUAGCGAAGACACUGCAGCGAAGCACGAGGGCCCCUUAUCGCGACCAGCGCCAGGGCCGAGAGGUCGGAAGAAAGCCACAAGUUUUUUGGAUGAGAUACUCGCCGAUCGGUCGAAAAAGAGGAAGAAGCGAUGAUGUUGGUCGUCAGGAACCUCCCCUAAUCUUUCAGUUGUACAACAUGAUACCCAGAUAUCCGAUGAAAUAUUGAGUUUGAUAGACAGCGAUUCACGUGAAUACAGCAAAUCCUUUUUGUGGACCUUCUCGUUGUCGUGAUUGACCUUAUUCUUAUAGUUAGCCAUACUCUCGAAUUAGUCUCACCAGUUCCUGACCAACAUCCGAGAGAUGGGCAAAGGCUGCAGACAAUAUUCUGUC